Messenger RNA from Mus caroli (Ryukyu mouse), 1191 nucleotides. NCBI's taxonomy places the organism in Eukaryota, Metazoa, Chordata, Mammalia, Rodentia, Muridae. The record is from RefSeq and is a predicted model, not a curated record.
AUCAGGGUGGGCCAGGCGCGUGCCCUGUGGUCGGUUGUUACCACCCUGGGCGCAAAGGCCCCCCUUUCCCUUUCAGCACAGAUGUCAGUUUGUACUGGGGCAGAGCUGUUGUCUGGAGAGUUUGCUGGCAUCUUCCAAAGAGGUCUAGGAAACGCGGAAUUUACAACUUUCUCAGGCAAAUAGAUUCUCACCUUCCAGCCUGCCACCCCAAAGCCAAGCCACCCAGUAAGACCACUUCCAACAGCCUCAGCAGCAUUCAGAUCCUCCUUGAGAGCAAAGGAUAUUUACAUCAGGCCAACAUGCAUACAAUUCAGGACUUACCUUCAGAAUGAUGAAAGCACAGAGGGAAUAACAGAUCCUGCAGCACAACUGGAGGUACUGAAUUUUUCAUAUGUAAUUUGGAAGCUAAAUCAAUUACAAAAAUGAAGUGUGCAAAGCAUCCAUCAACCAUUAGUGUGAAAUUGACAAGUGUUCCAGAGUUACCUUAUAAGAAAGGCUUACUGAAUUCAUCACCUAAGCCAAAAGAAAAACAUAAUGCCAAGUCAAAGUAUGGUAAAAAUGAAUCAAUGGUCCUGAGGUCUCCACCCACAGGAGAGUCAAUUGUACGAUUUGCCUUGCCAAUACCAUUGAGUAAAACGAAGGAAAAGAUAUCAGCUGAUGAAAUGGUCAGGAGGAUUGCCACAAAUCUGAAGAUGGUUGUUUCUAACUUGGAAGACACCUAUGGAGCUUGCUAUGAUAAUGGAGAAAAGGCAGCAGAAAAAAGUGAAGCAGAAGGCUUGUCUGUAUGUGUAUAUAAUGCUAAUGAAAUAAAUUAAAUGCUGGAAGGGGUUAGCCCUCACCUUCAGAAUCCACAAACAUACACUGUCUGAAUAGGCCACUAUCUACACAAAGAUUCUCUUGUGACAUUUGACAAAACUGUACUAAUGUUUCCAGCUUCAGCCAAUUCCUCCUGUCUUAACUAUCUGUAAGUCUACUUUUUAUAGUCUUGCUUCUAUGGGGAGUUUUAAAUAUGAGCUUGGUUAUUUUGAUCGUCUUGGCUGUAAGAAAGUAUUCUUGCACCAGCAAAAUGGUUCAGUGGGUAAAGAUGCUUGCCAUUAAGUCUGAAAGCUUGAGUUCAGUCUUUGGGACCUACAUGAUGGAGAGAGAGGGCCAACUCUUGCAAGUUGUAACUCCAUGUGUAUACUCUUGCAA